Leptopilina boulardi is the source of this 537-nucleotide messenger RNA. RefSeq lists its product as uncharacterized. The coding region runs from base 1 to 537 and encodes 178 amino acids. Lineage: Eukaryota; Metazoa; Arthropoda; Insecta; Hymenoptera; Figitidae. The record is from RefSeq and is a predicted model, not a curated record. The transcript has a single exon.
AUGAGUUUUAGAUCGUGGGAAAUGUAUGAAUAUCUAAUUAUACCUGCGACUCAGAAACAUGUUUGGACUGUAAAAACUUCUACACAAGUUGAAAAACCUCGAUAUGUUAUCUUAGGUUUUCAAACCAAUCGAAUAGAUAAUCACACGAGAUAUGCCAACUUUUUUGACAACUGUAAUCUCAUAAAUGUAAAAUUAUUCCUAAACUCACAAUACUAUCCCUAUGGAAAUUUAAAUUUAGAUUUUAAUCAUCACCAAUUUUCUAUUCUGUAUGACAUGUAUUGUAACUUUCAUGCAUCAUACUAUGGAAAAGAUUCUGAACCUCUACUUACCAAAAGUUUAUUUAAAGAUUAUGCACCAUUGGCUGUCAUAGAUUGCUCAAAACAAAACGAAUUUCUCAAGCAAGCUUGUAUUGAAGUACGUUUGGAAUUUAAAUCGAGUGCUAAUUUCCUAUCUAAUACAGCUGCAUAUUGCUUGAUUAUUCAUGAUCGAGUUAUACAAUAUAAAUCAAUCAGUGGUGUUGUUAAAAAAGUAACAUAA